This is a messenger RNA of Saccharomyces cerevisiae S288C, 3387 nucleotides long. It is a transcript of the gene BEM3, whose product is annotated as GTPase-activating protein BEM3. The record is from RefSeq and is marked reviewed. The transcript has a single exon. Gene Ontology annotation, biological process: signal transduction. Bases 1 to 3387 code for a protein of 1128 amino acids. NCBI's taxonomy places the organism in Eukaryota, Fungi, Ascomycota, Saccharomycetes, Saccharomycetales, Saccharomycetaceae. Gene Ontology annotation, cellular component: cell periphery; cytoplasm; cellular bud. Gene Ontology annotation, molecular function: phosphatidylinositol binding; GTPase activator activity.
AUGACAGAUAAUUUGACCACAACUCAUGGUGGUAGUACCACCCUUGAAUUGUUGGCGCAGUACAAUGAUCAUAGAUCCAAAAAGGACAAAUCUAUAGAACAUAUAGAAAAAGGAACAUGUUCAGGAAAAGAAAGAAAUCCGUCCUAUGAUGAAAUUUUUACGGAAAACAUUAAGCUAAAGCUACAAGUCCAAGAAUAUGAAACUGAAAUUGAGAGUUUGGAAAAGGUUAUUGAUAUGUUACAAAAAAACAGAGAAGCUUCCUUAGAAGUUGUGCUUGAGCAAGUUCAAAAUGACUCAAGAGAUUCAUACGUUAACGAUCAAUCAUUUGUGUUACCCCCAAGAUCUGCUGAAAGGAAAGCGCAUAUCAAGAGUCUUAAUUUGCCAAUACCGACAUUGUCCCCUCCAUUGCAACAAGGUUCAGACGUUGCACUUGAAACAAGUGUAACGCCUACAGUACCUCAAAUAGGUGUUACAUCAAAUACUUCAAUAAGUAGGAAGCAUUUACAGAACAUGAUACUAAACGAUGAAAUAGAAGCAAAUAGUAGCUUCUCAUCUCCCAAAAUUAUCAAUAGAUCUGUCUCAAGCCCUACAAAAAUACAUUCAGAACAGUUGGCUAGCCCAGCUGCCUCUGUUACCUAUACGACGUCUAGGAUAACCAUAAAAUCACCUAAUAAAGGUUCGAAAUCUCCAUUGCAAGAACGUUUGCGUUCCCCUCAAAAUCCUAACAGAAUGACGGCUGUUAUCAACAACCAUUUGCAUUCUCCAUUAAAGGCCAGUACCUCUAAUAAUUUAGAUGAGCUGACUGAAAGUAAAAGUCAACAACUAACUAAUGACGCGAUACAAAAAAAUGACCGCGUUUAUUCUUCUAUAACAUCCUCUGCAUACACUACUGGAACUCCUACUUCAGCAGCCAAAAGUCCAUCAUCCCUUUUGGAAGUCAAGGAGGGUGAAAACAAGGCUUUGGGUUUCUCUCCAGCAUCUAAAGAAAAACUUGACGACUUCACCCAAUUACUUGACUCCUCAUUUGGCGAAGAGGAUCUAGUCAAUACGGACAGUAAAGAUCCUCUGUCCAUAAAAUCCACGAUUAACGAAUCUUUACCCCCACCUCCAGCGCCUCCAACUUUUUUCUCACCUACUUCUAGUGGAAAUAUAAAAAACUCUACUCCUUUAUCAAGCCAUUUGGCUUCUCCGGUUAUCUUGAAUAAAAAGGAUGAUAAUUUUGGUGCUCAAAGUGCAAAAAAUUUAAAGAAACCUGUGUUAACUUCAUCACUCCCCAAUCUUUCUACAAAAUUGUCAACAACAAGUCAAAAUGCUUCUCUUCCUCCAAAUCCUCCCGUGGAAAGUUCAUCAAAACAAAAACAACUUGGAGAAACGGCAUCCAUCCAUUCAACCAAUACCUUGAAUACAUUUAGCUCAACACCCCAAGGUUCGUUGAAGACACUUAGAAGACCUCAUGCAAGUAGCGUGAGCACCGUGAAGUCUGUGGCCCAAAGUCUUAAGUCGGAUAUUCCAUUAUUCGUUCAACCGGAGGAUUUUGGCACUAUCCAGAUUGAAGUACUGAGCACAUUGUACAGGGAUAAUGAAGAUGAUUUAUCCAUUUUAAUUGCAAUCAUAGACAGGAAAUCCGGUAAGGAGAUGUUUAAAUUUUCAAAAUCUAUUCAUAAAGUUCGCGAAUUAGAUGUAUAUAUGAAAUCACAUGUUCCCGAUUUACCAUUGCCCACGUUACCUGAUAGACAAUUAUUUCAGACUUUAUCACCUACAAAAGUGGAUACGCGAAAGAACAUAUUGAAUCAGUAUUAUACAAGCAUAUUCAGUGUCCCUGAAUUUCCCAAAAAUGUUGGUUUAAAAAUCGCCCAAUUUAUUAGUACAGAUACAGUAAUGACACCUCCAAUGAUGGAUGAUAAUGUGAAAGACGGAUCACUUUUGCUGAGAAGACCAAAGACUCUAACAGGUAAUAGUACAUGGAGAGUUCGGUACGGUAUUUUGCGCGAUGAUGUUUUACAAUUGUUUGACAAAAAUCAGUUGACUGAAACUAUUAAAUUGAGACAAUCUUCUAUAGAACUUAUACCCAAUCUCCCUGAAGAUAGAUUUGGAACGAGAAAUGGGUUUUUGAUCACUGAGCAUAAGAAAAGCGGACUGUCAACCUCAACAAAGUAUUAUAUUUGUACUGAAACGUCGAAGGAACGUGAAUUAUGGCUUUCUGCGUUUAGUGAUUACAUUGAUCCUUCACAAAGUUUAUCGUUAUCUAGCUCGAGGAAUGCAAACGAUACUGAUUCUGCAUCUCACUUGAGCGCAGGAACACACCAUUCUAAAUUUGGAAACGCAACUAUCUCAGCAACCGAUACUCCAUCAUAUGUCACUGAUUUGACCCAAGAAUAUAAUAAUAAUAACAAUAUUAGUAAUAGUAGCAAUAACAUUGCUAAUAGCGAUGGUAUUGACUCAAACCCAUCUUCUCACUCUAACUUCCUAGCAAGUUCAAGCGGGAAUGCAGAGGAGGAGAAGGAUAGUAGGAGAGCCAAAAUGAGAAGUUUAUUCCCUUUUAAAAAAUUAACCGGCCCGGCGAGUGCAAUGAACCAUAUAGGUAUUACAAUUUCAAAUGAUUCGGAUUCUCCAACAUCUCCUGACUCUAUCAUUAAGUCACCAAGCAAAAAAUUAAUGGAAGUAUCCUCUUCGUCAAAUUCUUCUACGGGUCCACAUGUGUCCACUGCAAUAUUUGGCUCGUCACUAGAAACGUGUUUAAGAUUGAGUUCGCAUAAGUACCAAAACGUUUACGAUUUACCGAGUGUAGUUUAUCGUUGCUUAGAGUAUCUUUACAAAAACCGUGGUAUCCAGGAAGAAGGCAUAUUUAGACUAAGCGGGUCCAGUACAGUUAUCAAAACUUUACAAGAAAGGUUUGAUAAAGAGUACGAUGUAGAUUUAUGUCGGUACAAUGAAAGUAUUGAAGCUAAAGAUGAUGAGGCAUCUCCAAGUCUUUACAUUGGUGUGAAUACUGUAAGUGGGUUACUAAAGUUGUACUUGAGAAAGUUGCCCCAUUUAUUAUUUGGUGACGAACAAUUUUUGUCGUUUAAAAGAGUAGUUGAUGAAAAUCAUAAUAAUCCUGUUCAAAUAUCAUUGGGGUUUAAGGAACUUAUUGAAUCUGGCCUAGUUCCUCACGCUAACCUAUCGUUGAUGUAUGCUCUUUUUGAACUGCUGGUAAGGAUCAAUGAGAAUAGUAAGUUUAAUAAGAUGAAUCUAAGAAAUUUAUGCAUCGUGUUUUCCCCAACUCUAAAUAUUCCAAUUAGUAUGCUUCAACCAUUCAUCACUGACUUUGCGUGUAUAUUUCAGGGUGGUGAACCAGUUAAAGAAGAGGAAAGGGAGAAAGUAGAUAUACAUAUUCCUCAGGUUUGA